AUGACAGCGGCGGAUAGCGAUCUCAAAGAAGUUGAAAAGAUGUUUGCAGUCAAUGUGUUUGGGCCUAUGCGAAUGGUGCACUUCUUCCACCCAAUGUUGGUGAAGAAGCAGGGUAAGAUUGUGAACAUUGGCAGCGUCGGAGGCAUUGUACCCUAUGUAUAUGGAGGUAGGUCAACUAGCGAACCACAAAUACGUGCUUACCAGACUUGACUAACUUACCAAAGCCUCUUAUAACGCGACCAAGGCAGCCUUGCACCACUGGGGCAGCACACUUCGGGUUGAGAUGAAGCCUCUGGGGUAAGAGAUCUUUUUCCCUGUUCUGGUCUCAUACUUUGUGCUGACUCACAUCCUGUGUCGCCGUCAUCAAUAUAAUAUCUGGAGAAAUCGGUACCAACAUUCUGACGCGGGAUUCUGGAAGGAAGCUCCCAGAAGACUCUCUCUAUAAGCCAUUACAAGCAGAAUUUGCAGAGCACUGCAACAGGACGCCAAGUUCGUAUAUAACGUUGCGACAUUGGAGAUUUCCUCGAAAGCUAAAUGUGAAACAGAAACAACUCCGCCCCGAAUGUAUGCUUCCUCUGUUGUUGCCGAAGUGACUAAACAGCACUCAGCUGCGUGGUUCUGGACUGGUCAAACUACUGGUAUCGUCAGAUGGUGUGACAUCCUCCUUCCUAGAACAUUCUGGGUAAGCAAUCUUUCUUCUUCUUUUUGCCUUGUAACCAUAUAUCUGAUCAGUCUUGGGGGCAUAGGACUUUCUCUUCACUCGUAUGUUCAAUUUGAACAAGGUGAAGAAGCCGUAGAGCGUUUGAAUAUUGUGAACGCGCAUAUGACGUGA
Messenger RNA from Hymenoscyphus albidus, 832 nucleotides. NCBI's taxonomy places the organism in Eukaryota, Fungi, Ascomycota, Leotiomycetes, Helotiales, Helotiaceae. The record is from the annotation of a GenBank genome assembly.